AUGACAGAAGGCAACAAGUUGGUUCUGCCAGCCGGACAGACACCCUCGGAAAUCGAGAAGCAAAUCGCUGGAGCUCUGAGCGAUUUGGAGAGCAAUGCAGAAAUCAAGGGCCAACUUCGGGAAUUGUACAUCGUUGGUGUCAAGGAGAUCGAAUUCCAACAAAAGAAGAUUGUCGUCGUCUUUGUCCCCGUGCCACAGUUGAAGCUCUUCAACAAGAUCCAAAUCCGAUUGAUCAGAGAGCUCGAGAAGAAGCUUGGAGGAAAGCACGUUGUCUUCAUUGCUAAGAGACGCAUCCUUCCUAAGCCCCAACGUGGUACCAAGAGGGUUCCCGAGAAGCAAAAGCGACCGCGUUCUCGCACUCUCACUGCUGUUCAUGAUGCGAUCCUUGACGAUAUCUGCUUCCCUGCUGAAAUUGUUGGAAAACGUAUCCGAGUCAAGACUGAUGGAAAGAGAAUUAUCAAGUGCCACUUGGACAAGACUCAACAGACGAACGUAGAACACAAAGUUGACACUUUCUCCAUUGUUUACAAGAAGCUCACCGGCAAAGAUGUGACGUUUGAAUUCCCCGAUCCACUUUUCCCU
Molecule: messenger RNA, 582 nt
Organism: Mesorhabditis belari
Lineage: Eukaryota; Metazoa; Nematoda; Chromadorea; Rhabditida; Rhabditidae
Source: the annotation of a GenBank genome assembly